Messenger RNA from Cajanus cajan (pigeon pea), 1029 nucleotides. NCBI's taxonomy places the organism in Eukaryota, Viridiplantae, Streptophyta, Magnoliopsida, Fabales, Fabaceae. The record is from RefSeq and is a predicted model, not a curated record.
UACCAGAAGAGAAGUCUAAUGAAACGUGAAGCUGCCAUGGCAUUCCCUAUGGGAGCCCUGGUGACCACAUCAUGGCUCUUUCUUGUUGCAUUAGUUCCACUUCCUAAUGUCCAUGCAAACUCAUGGUCACAUGCAGCUCAUAACAUGGUUGGAAGACGUAACAAGAUGGUUAGCAUAAGCCCGAAUUCCCCUGACCGCGUUUCUUGGCCUGGCCCAUGGGCGAAAGCCCAUGCUACGUUCUAUGAAGGAGGCCCUCGAUCAUUUGGAGGAGCUUGUGGGUACAAGGAUGUGGUGAAAGAAGGUUAUGGGCUUGACACGACAGCAUUGAGUUCAGUUUUGUUCAAAAACGGGCAGACAUGUGGAGCAUGUUACGAGUUGAAAUGUGUAGACUCUCCUCAGUGGUGUAAGGCAGGGCAACCCUCUAUUUUUGUGACGGCAACAAACCAUUGCCCCCCUAAUUUUGAUAAACCAGGUGAUGAUGGAGGAUGGUGCAACCCUCCACGCCAGCACUUUGAUUUAGCCAAACCUGCAUAUCUCAAAAUUGCACUCUACAAAUCUGGCAUCGUCCCAGUCCAAUAUCGCAGGGUACCAUGCAAGAAGCAAGGAGGAAUUCGGUUCACGAUAAAUGGGAAUCCGUACUUCAAUCUAGUACUGGUGUGGAAUGUUGGAGGAGCUGGGGACGUGACAGCAGUGCGGGUGAAGGGAAACAAAAAGGUCAUAAAUUGGACAAAUAUGAAGAGAAAUUGGGGUCAGAAAUGGGAGAGUACGGACAUGUUAGUGGGAGAGAAAUUGACGUUCAGUGUCAGAGCCAGUGAUGGUAGGUUCUCUGUUUCACGCAACGUUGUUCCCAGCAAUUGGAAGUUUGGUCAAACCUUUCAAGGCAAAAACUUCACAUAAAACUUCUUCCUUCACUACUUAGGAAUUAAACUUGAUUAGGACGAAAUUUGACAUGUAUGAAUAAUUUUUUUUCUAAUUUCAUUUUAUUAGUAGAUGUUACGGCAACGUGAUGAAGUUUAUCGUUUUUCUUCA